AUGGUGUCUGGGGUGGCGUGGCCGGGCCUGGCCGCCCUUUAUAAUCAUCCUUUUGAAGAUGAUUUACUUGUUUCCAUGGAAACUCUCACUUACAAUACACCUGACGGACCAAAACAAUGGGAGGAAGUGUCAACCAAGAAGCUUAAAAAAUGGAAGAAGGAAGUACUUGAGGUAGCUAUACCUUAUGUUCUUGUAGUGAUUUUAACAGCAACAGUAUGGCAAGAAGUAAAUGAUCAGCAAUCUCCUGAGAACUCCCGUGUGGAUACGUCUGACGUAGAUGAAGAAAGUGAUGCUGAUAUAGUUUCAGUAAGAAGAAAAUUCGAAGACAUUCACUUCCAGAAUCUGUAUGUAGAUGAUGGGAAAAUUCAAGAGAAAGUAAAAGUUCAGGUGGAUGUGAUAGUACAAGAUUAUGCUAGAAAAAUUCCCAAGUGGAUUACGAUAGCACCUCAAGGUUCAUCAGAAGGUCUUCAUUUAGCUUCGCCAGUGCAAGAACUGAUUGGCAACCAAGCCGCUGUUUGCAGAAACAAAGUAGAGCUGUCAAAUGAACGUUCUUCAUCCAGACCUCUACAGUUACAAUUUUCUGGUGUUCCCAUUUCACCAAUUAGAAUAACCAUACCCAGGCAUCGACUUUCUCCAGAACUGAAUAAAACUUGCUAUGAUGGUAUCUUGGAAGAAUACCAGUCUGCAGAUGAGGAAUGCUCCUGGAGCAAUGUAACUCUUGCAGACUUGUAUCCAGCGAUGGUAGAGAUACUUACAAGGCUCAUGACAAAGCAGUCUCGGAGAAAAGAGUUAAAAUACAUGUUUGGACACUUAAGGCAUAAAAGAUGGCGUUCUAGAAGACCAAAGCUCAAUGUCACUGUAGACAAAAUAAGAGGGUUCGGACCUCUUAAACUGAAGCAAGCACUACCCAGCAUAUGCAGCAGUAGAAGUGAAGACAUCCAGAAUCAAACUUUUGGAAAUGAGAACAGAGAACUUUGUGAUGACAAGUGUUCCAUUAAUAAUUUAUCUGGUCUGGCACCUUAUUCUUACAUUGAUACAAAUGAAAUCAAAAUGGACUACUCUGACUCAAGUUUAGAACAUCAUUUGGUAUCUGGAAAAGGCCAAAAAGUCUCCAAGCAGACUGUUUUUCCUAAUGUUAUGGCUAGAAUGGGAGAGACAUUUCUAGUUGAAGAUGAGUUACAGACUACUGUCUCACUGAAGAAUUCGAAAUGCAAAGAAAGUGAGAAGUUGGCUUACAAAUGUUCCUCCAAGUACCGUUUUAUAACAUCUACUGCUAGCUCAGGGUCAACAGCGCUUCAUCUGGUAAAAGAGAGUAAAACUGAAAAAACUGGCUUUCCUUGUGGUGAUACCUCAGAGUUGUGUUCAUCUGCUUGCAGUUCCUAUGGCAAUAGUAACACUUUUACACCUGUCACAAACUGUUGUUCUCUUGCAGGAGCAUCAAAUACUUUGCUCAUAAAUCCUGAAAAAAUAAUUUCUGAAAGACUAAUUUCUUUCCAGCGCAAACACUCAUUUUCCUCGUUCUCUAUGAAGCAGAGUCCUUCAAAAAUGCCCCAGAAAUAUGAAGAUGCAUUUGAAAAACUCUACUACAAACUGCGUUCCAAAGAAAUCCAAAAGCCUUUGACUUUGACAAGACCUCUUUCAAAUUCACAGAACCUUGAAGAGAAAGAAAGAUUAGCGAAGAGUAAUUUAAGUGAUUCUGUGAGGUCUGAUACACAGUAUGAUAGAGAAUUUGACAGGAUCAUGAGCAAUUGUGUAGUGAGGCUGUUCCAAAACUUCCUGGGUUUCAGAGAGCUUCAAAUUUAAGGAAAUACGAAGGAAUACAGAUGUCUGAAACUGUAAAUGCUCUUGUUAACUCACCUGUUCGAACUUUAUCUGCAAUUCCCAGAGUUAAAAGACUAGGAAAUUUUCAAAACGAUCUUCUUUUUUCACCAGUGAAGCGACUGAAAAAUAUACCAGAACGUUAUUUUCCUUCAACAAAAUGUCA
Pygoscelis adeliae (Adelie penguin) is the source of this 1984-nucleotide messenger RNA. RefSeq lists its product as uncharacterized. Gene Ontology annotation, cellular component: chromosome, centromeric region. Gene Ontology annotation, biological process: CENP-A containing chromatin assembly. Lineage: Eukaryota; Metazoa; Chordata; Aves; Sphenisciformes; Spheniscidae. Gene Ontology annotation, molecular function: histone binding. The record is from RefSeq and is a predicted model, not a curated record.